This is a messenger RNA of Eremomyces bilateralis CBS 781.70, 1768 nucleotides long. RefSeq lists its product as uncharacterized. Bases 207 to 1385 code for a protein of 392 amino acids. Gene Ontology annotation, cellular component: cytoplasm; SBF transcription complex. The transcript is spliced from 2 exons. NCBI's taxonomy places the organism in Eukaryota, Fungi, Ascomycota, Dothideomycetes, Eremomycetales, Eremomycetaceae. The record is from RefSeq and is a predicted model, not a curated record. Gene Ontology annotation, molecular function: transcription coregulator activity.
CCCGCCCAGUCACUGACUCUCGAGAAUCGGUCCCGAGUCAACCGCCUCGCUUCCUCGCUAGCAGCUCCGACGUUUCUGUCAUCUCUUCCGGGAGUGCAGGAACGGACAUCGACAUGCACGUGCACGAAACCCAAGUCACGCAAGUAUCUUCAACACAGUCAGUUCACGUCCCACCAAAGACGUGGACUGGUUAUGGGGGCUCCUCCAUGCACCCAGAACCCACUCCAGCGCAGAGAGCGACAGCGGCGCUUCUUGACGGCGUCGGCAUUUCGGAAAACGAGAGCGAUAUGCAGGCACCACUGGCGACGGAAACGUCGCCGGCGUUACUGAUCGGUCCGUCCUCGAUCAGCGCAAGCACCAGUCCCGGUGCCGUUGGCAGACGAGCAGCGAAGAGAACCGCCAGCGGUGCCGUUAAGACCGACGGUCAUCUUUACCGAGCACACAUCCCACUCGACACAACUUCUCGACGAUCACAUCAUACCCGCGGCGCGUCAACUAGCAGUGUGACGAGCGAGCUAUCCUCCAAACUCAAGACGAAUCUAUCCUAUGCUCUCCUCAAAGUACAGAACGGUUGGGAAUCGAGAUCAUUGGAAGACCUCGAAGAACAAGCUUCCCGCCAGGCCCUCAGCCUCUCCCCAGUACGCCGUCCCAUGUAUACCGCCCCGUCCAACCGCAGCAGUGAACCACCGCAUCACCCCUGGGCAUCACACGCGAGGAACCGGAGCAUUGCAACCCUGGCCAAACAGCAAUCGGCACCGGAAGCGCUCGCCGCCCUUGUCCCGUCGACUCCCAAAACCCGACCAACAUCCCGCCCCGGUUCCGGUGCCGCCCUAGCAACCCCGAGCACCCUCCCGGGAGGUCGACGUGCCCACGCACGCGUCCGAUCUCAGGGGCUCAACCACGUUGGACUGGAUGAAUACGCCUUCUCCCCAACAUAUGUCAGUCCUGCCACAUCGACGUUUCCUCGACCGUCAGCGUUGGGAGAUGAGACGGCGAGUGAGGGUUCCAACGAGGACGAGCGGCAACCGCAAGGCUACUCCCUAACACAGCGGACACCCAAACACGUCAAGACUGGCAGCGGCGUUCACUUUACCCCGACUCGGUCCACAGCGGCCGCGGGUCUCGGUCCUCAACUCAUGAGUCGGGGUUCGCCCAGACGAAAUACCAUCGGCAGCAGUCGCGGUUCCGCAAUGGGUGCAGCCAACAACACAGCCAUCUCCCAACCCGGGCCCACACCAGCUGGUGGUACACUCUACAUGCCUCAACGCAACGGUGCCUCGACCGGAACCGAGGAUGGGCUUGGACAGGCCGAGCAGGAUGCAUUGGAGACAUUGCUGUUCAUGCGAAGUCCGGGGAAUUCUCAGAACAUUGCAUCAAGGGCGUAAGGUUGGAAAGGGACGAUUUAUGGGGAAUGAAUAUGCACGAUGGUCGGUAGAUUGAAGGUUUAUACCAUGGUCUUGCUGGAGAAGUGUCCGUUUUGAAGCCUCACGAUCGUGGCUCGGCGUUGGAUCCGAAUGAUGAUAUGCGGGAAUAUACUGCAGGUGGCAAGUUGUUGAUUAGGGCAAUCAGACUUUCAGCUCCAUUUGCCUUAAUACUAGUCCUAUUUCUCCGAUUCUUCUCAUGAUAUAGUGAACUCACACCUCUCACAGUGUAGGACUAUAGGACUGUAGGUAGGGGUCGGGUAAACCCGGUUUGGGGCGGACUACGUCAUCGCGGGGAUUCCCAUUUCCCUCCUGUCAGCCUUGUGCCUUCCGCUUCCAAGUUCCUA